UUGCGGAGGGAACGAGCGUGGACGAGCGGUUAUUUCAAGCGACGGCUCUUCUGGCACUUCGCCCCGAGCUUUCCUCGUGCACAUCCUCCUCUCGGAGAAGUAGUGCUCUGCCACGAGUAGUAGCGCGUAUCGUCAGUGUCGCGACGUCGCAGUCUCGAGUAGUCUUGAGACUGAGAGAGAGAGAGAGAGAGAGAGAAACAGGGAACCGUCAGUCAAGACAGCAAGGAUCACAAACUCGAAAAGCCGCCGAUCGAUCGGCCAGUACUCUCGAGAUCAACCGCGAAAAUUCGCGAAAGCGAGUGUCCGGUGACACUCGCAGUGGCAAAAGACCAAAGAGUCUUUCGAGGGUGACAGUCACGGUGUCAGUGAAUGGAUGAACUCUUUUGUGUUAUAUGGUGACGGGAUUGAGAGAAUCGCGGAACGGUAGGACAGUCGGAUAAGAGGAGAAUCGAAGAAUGGAACGCGCGUGGAAAAGAAUAGCGAACGAGGAUCUAUAACGACGACGCGCCCGCCGUCGGAUGCGUGAGAUGCGUCGGCCUGAAAUAACAGCGGGAAUGCGUGCAUAGUGUGAAUCAGCUCUCGUUCGUUCCGCAGCGGACACGCGAAUCUCCUCUCGGUAGUGACUCCACGCACGCACUUCCUCGCCAUCCCUCCGCCCUGUCUUGUCUCGUCUUCAACCCUUCCUCAGUCGACAUCAUCGGUGCAUCGUUGCUCGCGACUCGCGAUCAACGCCGAUGCUCGACAGGGUGAGAAAGAGAGAACCAGGGUUCCUGAGAGCGGAUUGAGAAAAGCCAGAAGCGCCAGAAGCUACGCCGAGAUCAGAAGCUGGGAGCGUGAAGAGGCCGAGGGGAGUUUUCGAGACGCUGUCGAAGGAGUUUUCUCCGAAAGGAGAUCACGAGCUCCGCAAGUAGAAGUCACCCAUGCCACGAUUACACUAACUGCGUAUGUCCGGUGUCGAGCGAGUCGAAAUGGCGAGGAUCUGCAUACUCUUUGGAAUCCUCACUAUCCUGUCCGUCGGAUUUACACAAAGAAGAAAGCCUUACAUUCGACUAGAUGCAAUUAAUUCUGACGUUGUGGUAUCCGUGGGCGAGAAGCUCAAUCUGCGUUGCCAGCAAAACUUUAACUCCAAGACGACGUGGUAUAAGGACGAUGAAGCCUUGCAUAAAUCGACGAGCAGAAUCCGUAUAAACAAGCAAUUUUUGAAGUUCAAAUCCGUUGAGAUGGAGGACACUGGCAUCUACAGCUGUAAAUUGGAGUCGAACGAGACCAUCUAUUGGAGAAACGUAACAAUACGCGUCGAGAACCUGCAGAACGACGGCUUCCAGAACGAAGGCGAAGAUAAGGGCGCGAUGAACAUUCUCAGAUCGGUAGACGGAGAUAAUGAUCUCGAGAUGGAAACCAGAAACUUGCCCGAGACACGAUCGUUGCACUUGGACAGCGAAAAGUUGGACGCGGACCUGGACGAGAAGAGCGAGAGCUACGCGGAGGACGAUCACAACCAGAAGGUUCCGGAGAGUCCGCCUUCCUUUAAUAAGACCGACGAGAUGCACACAUUGGUAGUGAAGCCCGCCGGAAGCAUGAUGCGAUUAAAAUGCCCGAGCGUGGGCAAUCCUAGGCCAAACAUCACGUGGUUGAAGAACAACGAGGAACCAAAGCGGGAUAUUGGUUCCGUGAGCAAAACCAAGUGGACCCUGAGAUUGGAGGAUCUCGUUACCAAGGAUAGCGGCAAUUACACGUGCAUCGUGUGCAAUUAUCUGGGAUGUAUCAACUAUACCUUCAAGGUCGACAUUAUCGAGACUGUACCGCAUCGACCGAUCCUGACGAUCGCACCACGAAAUACCACGGUGCUUAUAGGAAGCAACACUAGUAUGAUCUGCCGGGUUUUAUCCGAUGCACAUCGUCAUCUCGAAUGGUAUCACGGUUACCAUACUUCUCUCGACACCGUCAACAUGACCAAUCAAAGCUUACGGGUGGAGGUCAAGGCAGGAACGAAUGCAGAAGACCCGGAAGAGCUAAAGUUAUAUAAUGUUACUGAAAAGGAUGAGGGAUGGUACACAUGUAUUGCCCAGAACACUUUAGGAGAAACAUUUAGCAGCGCUUAUCUACGUGUAGUAGAAACGCUGGACGAACAGAAAGUACCGUUAGCUGCGAAGCCACAUAUCUUGAUAAACAUUCUGGCGGCAAUUCUGUGCGUAUUCUUCGCCGUGGGUGUCGUCGUUGUGAUAUACAUUUUCCAUCGAUUGAAACGCGAGAAGAUGAAGAAGCUGCUUGCGAUAGAAACAGCGCGUGCGGCGGUCGUGACGCAAUGGACCAAGAAGGUAAUCGUAGAGAAACAGAAAUUGGUGAACGCGCAGAACGAGGAGGAACUGUUGAUGCCGGUAGUAAAGAUCGAGAAACAAAAGUCCACCGUUGUCACCGAUGACAGUACUAACGACAACGUAUUCGAGUACGAAAUACCGCUGGACAACAGUUGGGAAGUACCAAGGGAAUAUCUCACGCUUGGCAAUACGCUGGGUGAAGGAGCCUUCGGCAAGGUUGUCAGGGCUGAGAUAAACAUCGGUAAACCCGGAAUACCCAACGUCAUAGCGGUAAAAAUGUUGAAAGAGGGCCACACAGAUACCGACAUGGUGGAUUUAGUUUCGGAGAUGGAAGUGAUGAAGAUAAUUGGCAAGCACGUGAACAUCAUCAAUCUACUGGGUGUUUGUUCUCAGAACGGUCCUCUAUACGUCAUAGUGGAGUUCGCUCCUCACGGCAAUCUACGAGACUUCCUCCGAGAGCACAGGCCCUCUUUGGGAUACGAACCGGCUAUCGGACAGGAGUUGAAAGAGCGGAAGACCCUUACGCAAAAAGAUCUGGUCUCGUUUGCGUACCAAGUGGCGCGUGGGAUGGAGUACCUGUCUAGUAAGAGAUGUAUACACAGGGAUUUGGCAGCUAGGAACGUCCUCGUCAGCGAUGAAUAUGUGUUGAAAAUCGGUGACUUUGGUCUCGCCAGAGACCUUCAUUCCAACGACUACUAUAGGAAGAAAACGGAUGGACGGUUGCCGGUGAAGUGGAUGGCUCCAGAGGCUCUCUUUCAUCGUGUUUACACCACUCAAUCCGACGUAUGGUCGUACGGGAUCCUGUUGUGGGAAAUCAUGACCCUGGGCGGCACGCCUUACCCGUCCGUUCCAUCGGUGGAGAAAUUAUUCCAGCUGCUUAGAACGGGUCAUCGAAUGGAAAAACCGCCCUGCUGCUCGAUCGAAAUAUACAUGCUCAUGAGAGACUGUUGGAGUUAUCAGCCUAGUGAACGACCGACAUUUGUCGAACUGGUCGAGGAUCUCGACAGAAUAUUAACGAUAACAGCGAACGAGGAAUAUCUGGAUCUCGGCCUGCCCCAGUUGGAUACGCCUCCGUCCAGCCAAGAAUCCAGCGAGACAGAAGAGGAAGGCGAAGACAAAUUUCCUUAUCUACUAUGAGUCGUAUAUAUACUCGCGAAGAAUGUCACUUAAAUCUUAUAAACGAGAUACUUGAGAUAACUCAGACUCGUCAACUCGCAAACAUAAUAAUAAACUCAGCGAAAGCGAACGAAGUGGACACGAUAGGAAAUAAAGAGAAUAGGAGUCUUAGCGUGAGAGAUCACAAGGAUAAUAGACUGAAACAAGCGAACACGCCAAAUAAAAUAAAUCAGUAUUGAACUGUGUAGAAUUAAGGAGAAUGAGUUAAUCGUAAAAAGAAAUAGUGUGUAUGUCAUACAUCAAGUAAUCGCGCAUCGACAAAACAUUCUAUGAUUGUUGCUACUGUUUCUCACAAAUUGACAUACACUAGGUUUAGAAAACUUCGAUUAAGACAAAAGAAGAGGACGAGCGACGAGCGGAAAACUGAAAGGACAUUAUCUUUUGCUACGCCCUUAAAUACAAGAAGCGUAUUUGUGUAUAGUGCUUAUACAGAUCUUACAAGUAUUUAUAGAUGUAAUAAUUGUGCCAUGAUAUCAGUGCCUUGCGGACAUAUCGGACGACAAUAAAUAAAGAGAUAAGUUAUCACAAUGGUGAUAUUCGUCCACGUGUUGGUCGCGUAGAUCACACAAAUAUUAAACUGAUGAAUAUCAAACAUGAUAUUUUGUUUUGUAACUAGUCAACUGUGGAAAUUGUAUGUUUUUUUUGUAUUAUAGUAGCUGAUAGAUUUUUAGAGUUUUCACGCGAUUAGCAUUAGCGGAUGGCGAACCGUAGAUUUUGUAUGUGGCGAGCAAGUUCUGUAACAGUGUUUUGUAAAAAAAAAA
This is a messenger RNA of Trachymyrmex cornetzi, 4255 nucleotides long. Its product is annotated as fibroblast growth factor receptor homolog 1. Gene Ontology annotation, cellular component: plasma membrane; signaling receptor complex. The record is from RefSeq and is a predicted model, not a curated record. The coding region runs from base 945 to 3455 and encodes 836 amino acids. The transcript has 11 exons. Gene Ontology annotation, biological process: fibroblast growth factor receptor signaling pathway; protein phosphorylation; positive regulation of cell population proliferation. NCBI's taxonomy places the organism in Eukaryota, Metazoa, Arthropoda, Insecta, Hymenoptera, Formicidae. Gene Ontology annotation, molecular function: ATP binding; fibroblast growth factor receptor activity.